Messenger RNA from Rana temporaria (common frog), 1160 nucleotides. Its product is annotated as vomeronasal type-2 receptor 26-like. The record is from RefSeq and is a predicted model, not a curated record. Gene Ontology annotation, biological process: G protein-coupled receptor signaling pathway. Gene Ontology annotation, molecular function: G protein-coupled receptor activity. The transcript has 2 exons. Lineage: Eukaryota; Metazoa; Chordata; Amphibia; Anura; Ranidae. Gene Ontology annotation, cellular component: membrane. Bases 1 to 1059 code for a protein of 352 amino acids.
AUGAUUGUGUCUUCUUGGCAGGUGCCAAUUUCUGUCUGCAGUAACAGCUGUCGGCCUGGGUACAGGAAAGCCUCUCUGCAAGGAAGACCUAUCUGCUGCUAUGACUGUGUACCCUGCUCUGAAGGAGAGAUGACCAAUCACACAGAUGCAGAUGGGUGUACCAUAUGUCCUUCUGAUCAGUGGUCCAAUGAGGAGAGGGACAGGUGUGUCCCGAAGGUUUUGGAGUUCCUAUCAUACGAUGAACCAUUGGGAAUCAUGCUGGUGACAACAGUUGUCAUGUUGUCAACCCUCACACUCUGCAUCCUAAUUAUCUUCAUUCAAUAUCGGGAAACACCUAUUAUCAAAGCCACCAAUAGAGAGCUGAGCUACAUCCUGCUGGUGUCUCUCAUGUUGUGCUUCCUCUGCAGCCUGGUCUUCAUUGGUCAACCUUCCACUUUCAGUUGUCGCUUCAGACAAACCUUCUUUAGCGUGGUCUUCUCCAUCUGUAUCUCCUCAGUCUUGGCCAAGACUAUCAUGGUGAUCCUGGCCUUUAAAGCCACCAGACUGAACAGCCCUUUGAGGAAAUGGCUGGGUCCUACCAUCCCUCGGAGUGUUGUUGGGAUUUGUUCUGUUUUGCAGAUCAGCGUUUGUUCAUUUUGGCUAUACAGGUCCCCUCCGUUUCCCAUGCUGAACACCAAAAGCCAUAAGAUAACAUUUGAGUGUAAUGAAGGACAGAAGGUAUUUUUUUACAUGACUUUGGGGUUCAUGGGAUUUCUGGCUAUGGCAAGUUUUCUAGUGGCUUUCCUAGCAAGGAACCUCCCAGGAAACUUCAAUGAGGCCAAACUGAUCACCUUCAGCAUGCUGGUCUUCUGCUCUGUCUGGAUCUCCUUCAUCCCGGCCUAUCUGAGCACCAGUGGCAAAUACACAGUGGCUGUUCAGAUAUUUGCCAUCUUGGCCUCCAGCGCUGGAUUACUAAGCUGUAUAUUUCUGCCUAAAUGUUAUAUUAUUCUGGUGAGACCAGAGAGGAACAAUCGAGAUUCACUAUCACACAGUAAAAAAAGGAGAAAUGUAUUUAAAUAAAACUUUUCCCGAUCAUAUAGAAUUGAUGUUAAAAAGGAAGCCUUUUUUAUUUCAUUUUAGAUCUUCAUCAACUGGCAGAGAAUAUUGGGUACAAGUAAACA